GAGGAUCGAAUCCGGCAGGCCAAUCAUGAAAUCAUUCGUGAAAAUUCGAAGAGAACCGGAAGUGGACGAAUCUUGAAGCAGCUACGUCAGAAAAUUUACCCUAUUGUGAGGAACCCACGGAAAUAUGGUUUCAAAAAUAUCUGUCUGCUGCUGCUCGUUCUGUCAUACACGUUAAUUGGCGCAGCUAUAUUCUACAUGAUCGAAUCCAAUUAUGAACAUAAGACGGUUGCUGAGCAUAAAGCUGCGUUGGAUGGAACAAUAGAGGCGAUUGCAAAAGAGAUGACUCAGACAAUCAACGAUCCUCGGCGAACCGUUGACGAGGAAUUCAUGAUUGCAUACCUACAGUCGUCAAUCAUGCAUCUUGCAAUCAGCUCUCGGUCACUGCGACGCAACCUCUACGCGAAUUCGUCAAUCCGAUGGAGGAAAUUUCGAUCCCGAAAGGACGUCGAGGACGGCGAGGUCUUCACUUUGCCAGUUAUUUUAUGCAUGCUCUUCAUGCUUCUCUACCUGAUGGGCACGACCACAUUCAUUUUUGCCUAUGACAGACUUUCUGGCACACCGAGUUCAGUUGGUAUCGACUAUUUCUAUUCCUUCUAUUUUUCGUUCAUGACUCUGCUCAACGAUUGUCUCGGAGAU
Ostertagia ostertagi is the source of this 636-nucleotide messenger RNA. The record is from the annotation of a GenBank genome assembly. NCBI's taxonomy places the organism in Eukaryota, Metazoa, Nematoda, Chromadorea, Rhabditida, Trichostrongylidae.